This is a messenger RNA of Staurois parvus, 325 nucleotides long. Lineage: Eukaryota; Metazoa; Chordata; Amphibia; Anura; Ranidae. The record is from the annotation of a GenBank genome assembly.
CACUGACAGGCACCUAUAGGCGGCACUGAUGAGCACUGAUAGGCAGCACUGAUAGGUGGCACUGAUGGGUGACACUGAAAGGCAGCUCAGAUGGGCACUGAUAUGUGGCAUUGAUGUGCACUGGUAGGCACUGAUAUGUGGCACUGAUGGGCACUGGCACAAGGCACUGAUGGACACUGACAGGUGGCACUGCUGGGGCUACACUGAUCAUCAGGGCACACUGAUCAUCAGUGCCCUGAUGAUCACUGUCAGCGUGACAGCUCGAGAGGAGAGAAAUGCCGAUAACCGGCAUUUCCCUGUUUACAUGUGAUCAGCUGUGAUUGGA